Molecule: messenger RNA, 2570 nt
Organism: Toxotes jaculatrix (banded archerfish)
Lineage: Eukaryota; Metazoa; Chordata; Actinopteri; Toxotidae
Gene: slc35b2
Product: solute carrier family 35 member B2
Exons: 4
Coding region: 221-1522 (433 amino acids)
Biological process (GO): transmembrane transport
Cellular component (GO): Golgi membrane; endoplasmic reticulum membrane
Molecular function (GO): 3'-phosphoadenosine 5'-phosphosulfate transmembrane transporter activity
Source: RefSeq, a predicted model, not a curated record
GGAGGGGGGCCUUUCCUGCUCAAGUGAACACAUCGGCUAUUGAGGAUAAGUUGAAGACAUCAGUGCUAAAGGCGGCUAGCCCGAAAGAAGACAGCCCCUGGUUAUUAAAAUAUCGUUACCUGCCGGGUGUGCGCGGCUUCAUGCUGAGUUCCAGCGGAGACGUUUGAGUCUGUCGGCGUGUGAGCUGCGCCAGGUGUCGGGCCACAGAGUGUGGGGGAAAAUGCCAUCUUUUUCAUGGAGGGUUUGGCCCGCACUUGUGUUGCUUCUCUUCCCUUCCACUGUGGCUGCAGAAGAGUCGUCACUGCUGGAAGGCUGGCACGAUGUGUGGCUCUUCCGUUUCCUCGUCAACAUGCUGGGAUACUCCACCAUCAUCAUCCCUGGCUACCUCCUCAUUAGCUACUUCAAGCGCACCAAUUACUUAGAAACAGGUAGUGGGAUUUGCUACCCUGUCAUAAGAACCUGCGUGUUUGGCAGUGAGGCCAAAACAAGUCUGUUGGAUGACGUGUCGGUUGCAUCCAGGAACGAGGGAGAGUCAGGCUCGUCAGUCAGACAGGCCAUCAAAUUAAUCUUUUGUGCUGCUGGACUUCAGGCAUCGUAUCUGACAUGGGGGGUCCUGCAGGAGAGGGUAAUGACUCGUUCCUAUGGAGCCACGACUCCAGACCAGGAAGGAGAGAAAUUCAAGGACUCCCAGUUCUUGGUCUUCAUGAACCGUAUCCUGGCUCUGACCGUGUCGGGCCUCUGGUGCAUCCUGUUCAAGCAGCCUCGCCAUGGAGCACCCAUGUACAAGUACUCCUUUGCCUCGCUCUCCAACAUCCUGAGCAGUUGGUGUCAGUAUGAGGCCCUCAAGUACAUCAGCUUCCCCACUCAAGUCCUGGCCAAGGCCUCCAAAGUCAUUCCUGUCAUGCUCAUGGGUAAGAUCGUCUCCCGUAAGAGCUACGAAUAUUGGGAGUACUUCACCGCUGUGCUGAUCUCAGUGGGUGUCAGCAUGUUCUUGCUGUCCAGCACGACCAGCAAGCACCCGUCCACUGUCACCACCUUCAGUGGGAUCAUCAUCCUCAUUGGCUACAUUGUCUUCGACAGCUUCACCUCCAACUGGCAGGACAACCUGUUCAAGUACAAGAUGUCGUCAGUGCAGAUGAUGUUUGGAGUCAACCUGUUCUCCUGCCUCUUCACCGUCGGCUCGCUGCUUGAGCAGGGUGCCUUCUUCGACUCUCUGGCCUUCAUGACGCGUCACUCCGAGUUUGCCUUUCAUGCUGUGUUGCUGUCCGUGUGCUCAGCAUGUGGCCAGCUCUUCAUCUUCUUCACCAUCAAUCAGUUUGGUGCUGCGGUCUUCACCAUCAUUAUGACCCUGAGGCAGGCCAUCGCCAUUCUCCUCUCUUGUUUCCUUUAUGGUCACGCUGUCACCAUAGUCGGUGGAUUUGGCGUUGCCGUAGUUUUCCUGGCACUUUUCCUACGGGUGUAUGCGCGUAGCCGCAUGAAGUCAGGGCGACGGCCAGCGCAGCCGAUUGCACAGAAGGUGUAGCACUCCAAAGUCGCACCAAACUGGGAACUGAGACCACGUUUUCUGUGGUGCUUUUUGUCUAUUUGUGUGUAUCUGUAUCCGUUUUUUUUUUUUAACUGUUCUUUUCCAUUGGUUUUUAUUUUUGUUAGCAAUGGUACAGAAAGGGAUUCUGCAGUUUUGACUCUUACACCAAGAUGCCCCCAAGGGGUCCAUGUGAUUUGAGUGCCUGUAAGAUUGUCUAAUACACGAGUCCCGAACUUCAAACUGCCUCCUCAGCUCUUUCACAGUCUAACAGUAGAAUAAUUUUUCUUAAACUGCAAUAUCUGGCUUGCGCAGCCAGUUUAAGGUUACGGUGAUCCCAGAUAAGGUAUGUGAGCUGUAUGGCUAAGCAUUAAUUUUCAAGAUUUUGUGACAAGGCCCCUUAUUUAGCUGUAUCCGAAAUAUUUGAACAAAACAGUCAGCUUUUUCUAUCUUAGGUUAUCUUUCAGUCACAAUAGCCAGAUGCUUAUCUCACAGUCCUCCAUGUUGGAGAGCAGGGGCCUUUAUGUCUUCAUGUGGGAUUUUAUCUUGUUAAACUGUAAACAUAACCUGAACACAAGGUGCAUACAUUAGUUUGAUUUAAGAUAUAUUAACAUGUUCCAGAUGCUACCAUCUGUAAUGGGGGUGGUAAACAACGGUUUGUGUAAUAAGGAGCACACACUACUUACAAAUUGUAUAAUUUUGCCUCGACAUCACUGAACAAGAUGCUGCUGCAUUAUUUUAUAAGAUACCUUUUUGUUGUCUUCACAACACAGAUUUUACUUAAUGUUUUAAAAUUGGGCUAAAAAUAAUGUAAAUAUAUCUCUAAGUCAUUGUUUAUUUACAACCCGCUUGUCUGUUGUGUACUUUUGUAAAAGGACUGCAUCAUGUGUUUCACCGUUCCAUGUGAAUGUUUGGAGGAAUACUGAAUGGAUGCUGAUGAUGCGCAUCGCCGUCAAUACAAGGGAAAUGCAAUGUUAUAGGUACCUUGUUUUUAUCAUUUGACUAUUUCCUCUGGUAACUGGAUUAUUAAUAAAACAUAUUAAAUUAA